Molecule: messenger RNA, 1207 nt
Organism: Paramacrobiotus metropolitanus
Lineage: Eukaryota; Metazoa; Tardigrada; Eutardigrada; Parachela; Macrobiotidae
Product: V-type proton ATPase 16 kDa proteolipid subunit c-like
Exons: 3
Coding region: 172-645 (157 amino acids)
Biological process (GO): proton transmembrane transport
Cellular component (GO): proton-transporting V-type ATPase, V0 domain
Molecular function (GO): proton-transporting ATPase activity, rotational mechanism
Source: RefSeq, a predicted model, not a curated record
AAUCGGCGCUGAUCAGUCUGCCUCUUUGAAUUCUGACGGCAACAUUUUAUUGAUCAUUUCCCAAGUUCAAAAAGAGGAACUUUGCUCCAAGGAUUCCAGCUCAAAUCGUUGAGUUUUUUGUUUGGAUCCUUGUUUUCGGCAGCUCAUCCUCUUUUCUUACCAAACCCAAAAAUGCCCGAGCACGAUAAAGCACCCCAGUAUACUCCUUUUUUCGGUGUCAUGGGCGCAACAUCUGCCAUGAUUUUCAGCGCGUUGGGAGCCGCCUAUGGAACAGCGAAAUCCGGCACGGGUAUUGCGGCCAUGUCCGUCAUGAGGCCGGAAUUGAUCAUGAAGUCCGUCAUUCCCGUCGUCAUGGCGGGUAUCAUUGCCAUCUACGGGCUUGUCGUAGCUGUGGUCAUCGCCGGUGGUAUCGAUAGCGCCGAAUACAGCCUUUACAAAUCUUUCAUGCAUCUCGGUGCCGGAUUAAGCGUGGGUCUGAGUGGUCUGGCCGCCGGCUUUGCCAUCGGCAUCGUGGGAGAUGCCGGUGUACGAGGCACUGCGCAACAGCCCCGAUUAUUCGUGGGUAUGAUUUUGAUCCUUAUUUUCGCUGAAGUCUUGGGUCUCUACGGACUCAUCGUUGCCCUGAUUUUGGCCGUCAAACAGUAAAAAGGAGGGAAUUAGGCUUUGGAGUUCUCUUGUGCAUCACUACACAAGCCGUUGCACCUGGGCACAACAGGCGGUUAUUCCUUGCUCUCUUCUUCUUUGAUAUGAUUCCAUCAUCUCUUAUCUCCCCAUUCAUUUGUGUGUGCAAAGUAACAAAUAAUCAUACUCUUUCGUAAAGUAAUUAUUUGAGUUAGACUGUUUGCGUUGUCCUUGUAUGUUUCUGAUGGGUCACCUUGUCUUGUUCCUACUUGAGACGAUUCCAGCGCGAUACAUAACUUAACUUAUUUCAAGUAUUUGAAUGGUUUCUCAUUGGGAACAGUCAAUUCUGAUCUAAUGAUCACAUCGAGUGCAUGCGCUGUAUUUGCAAAUGUUGUCUUUUUGUGUGGAAAAUGCAAUUGUUGUUCUUGCAACUGUGAAACUGGUCAAAGCUGGCAUUCCACCUUGUGAUGUUUUAAUAUGUUGAUUUGCUUUGAAUUCAUUAGUGUUAACGCUGUAUGUUUUAUGUUUGACUCUUGAAUUGUGGUGAUUUGUGGUCGGAUUUGGUAUAAAUGAUCUUAUCGUUUUA